This is a messenger RNA of Petromyzon marinus (sea lamprey), 6834 nucleotides long. RefSeq names its product aspartoacylase-like. Gene Ontology annotation, cellular component: cytosol. Lineage: Eukaryota; Metazoa; Chordata; Hyperoartia; Petromyzontiformes; Petromyzontidae. The record is from RefSeq and is a predicted model, not a curated record. Gene Ontology annotation, molecular function: hydrolase activity, acting on ester bonds; hydrolase activity, acting on carbon-nitrogen (but not peptide) bonds, in linear amides.
CGGGGGGGGGGGUGAGGGGGGGGUGGCCGCCGCGUUGGACUUUGAAGCUUUCUCCUUCACCGCCCCUCGGAGAGGCAAAGACAUCUACAAUCAACGUUUGUUGGUCGAUGUCUUUCAUUUAUCGCACUCGCUACGUCUCCACACACACACUCCCCCUCCUCUCUCUCUCCCAAGUCGUCGUCGGUGUUGUUGUUGAAAGUUGCGGCUACAGCGGCGGCAGCGGCGGCCUCUCCCCUUCUCUGAAGGAACAACAACAACCCCGGGCCCGCUUGCAAAGGAUGGAAUCGGUGCCACCCGUCAGCCGCGUGGCCAUCUUUGGCGGCACACAUGGAGACGAGAUGUCCGGGGUGUGCUUGGUGCGCCACUGGCUGUCAGACGCUGGCGAGGUAGCUGCGGAGAUAUCGCGUCCGUCAUUCAGCAGCACGCCUGUCAUGGGCAACCCCCGUGCAGUGCAGCACUGCACGCGCUACAUUGACACCGACCUCAACCGUUGUUUCACGCAUGAACAGCUCGCGAUGGAAGUGAAGGAGGACACCCCAUAUGAGACUCUACGUGCACAAGAAAUAAAUCGCCUGUUUGGGCCCAAGGGCUCGGAUAAAGCCUUUGACUUUAUAAUAGACAUGCACAACACCACGUCGAACAUGGGCAACUGCCUGAUUGUGUCUAACUCCGCCGACAUCGUGGUCUUGCACAUGGCUCGAUACAUGCAGAGCAAGUGCCAACCCAUGCCAUGCCCUGUGCUUCUCACAGAGCACCCUGUGCUGCAGUAUGCCACAGGGAGAUCUGUAGCCAAGCAUAGCCUUGGACUAGAGCUUGGGCCUCAACCACAAGGUGUUGCACGGGCAGACGUUCUCAUCCGCAUGAGGAAGCUGGUCACAACGGCCCUUGACUUCCUGCAUCUUUUCAACACAGGACAUGAGUUUCCGGCUGGCAGCUUGGAGGUGUGCCGUGUCACUGAGCGCAUUGAUUACCCUCGGGACUCGCAUGGGAAUUUGACCGCUGUCAUCCACCCUGAUCUACAGGAUCGUGACUGGGAGCCACUGCAUCCAGGAAAGCCUGUAUUCCUCACUCUGGAUGGAGCAACCGUUCCGUACAAGGGCCCUAGCGUCACUAUCCCUGCCUUUAUCAAUGAGGCAGCCUACUAUGAGAAAGGCCUGGCCUUCUGGGCAACCCAGCGUGAAAUGCUACACUUCCCAGCUCUUCGCGUGGAUGGGCAAGCCAGCCAGGCUCACAUUUAAUUGUUGUACCUUAAGUUUCUCUGCACUGCUAACAAUCAAAUUGCAUAACACGUACUUAUAGAUCUAUUUUAAAAAGUAAAAAUAAUUUUGUACUAGCAUUCGAAUAUGUCGACAAUAUAAAUUGCCUAAGGUGUAUCAAUAACUUAGAAAAUCUUGCACCGUAUUUACAAAAUGUUUUCUACUGUGAAGUUGAAGAUGAAAGCUCUGGUACUUGGCCUAGAUUAGGCAUUACAUGCUGAUGUUGCCUUUAUUUUUCGAAAUGUGUAAAUGCCCCACAAUACCAAUUGGAAAAUAAGGAUUCUUGAGCUUUUUGGGGCUUGAAAUGGAACGGUUUCUUGGAUUUAUGCAGUAAAAAUUAUUUACCAAAUAUGAAUGAAAGCUAAUCGGUGGACUUGGACUGACCAAGAUGAUAGUACUAACCAAGUGCCUCACAUCUUUGGUUUUAGCUUCAGGUAAUAACUAGUCGGGGUAAAAAAAUAUAUAUAUUUGCACUGCAUUGGAUGUGCUUAGGGAUUGUUCAUUAUAUAUGUAUGUUGAACUUCUUAUGUAGCCAACUGUGCUAAUCAGAGGUCCGGGGAAGGACAACAAACUAAACAAAAAUCAGUGCUAAAGAAAUGAGUUUUCAAUAAAGACUUAAAAUUGCUUACUCCAGCGGCUUAAUAAUAGGAAGAGCGUUCCAGACGGCUGCAGAAGCGCAUCUGAAAGUGCUCGAUGCAGUAGUGGUCUUUGCUUGAUGGCUCGCCAAAAUCAGCUGCGAGGUUGAUCGGAGUUCGUGUGCUUUAUGCUCCUUGGUGAGACCAGCAAGGUAUUGUGGUUCAUUUGUGGCAAGCACUUUGUGUGUAUGAGUGAGACCUUAUAAAUGUAUUCGUUUGGCAACCGGAAGGCAAUACAACUCGGCGAGCACUGGACAGACAUGGUCGGAGCUUGCAGUACCCGUCAGAGAAUUUUGUACAUGCAGUGAGUAGCAAUAUUUGAGUCUUGUCGAUACUAUGGUAAACACCACCGUAUUACCUAUGUCAUGACUCAAUAGAGGUUGAAUUUGUCGUAGAGCCCUGAUAUGAAAAUUGCAGGACUUGACGACAUUCUGCACGCCGUGAGCAAAGGACAUAUUCUGUUCGAGUAUGGUGCCCGAGGCUCUUUAGAUGAGUAUAAAACUGUAUCCUGAAGUCCAUAACCGCCACACCUGAUCCACAAAUUUUUUUUGGCCCAAGUCCCAACCAGCAGAACCUCCGAUUUUUCUGGAUUAAGCAGCAUUUUGUCUCAUGCAAACUACAGGUGUACUGCUCACAUGCAAUCUACGAGGUUACCGAGGCUCUCCAAAUCUAACUUUAACUGCACUACGGUGUACAAUUGUGUAUCAUCAGCAUAUUGACGGAAUUUGAUGUUACGUGACGUAUGUUGAAAAAAGGAAGGACCCGAGGAUGGACCCCUGUGGUUCGCAGACUAAGCACGGCAUAGGCGAUGACUGUUCGUCGCCCAGCUUGAACUGCGAUCGACCUUUUAGGUAUGACUCAUUCCAUCCCAGUGCCGUACCCGAUACACCGAAACUUGACCUUAGCCACCGGAAGAGUAUCUCGUGGUCAAUGGUGUCGAAGGUAGCUGAGAGAUCGAAGCCAAUCAAUGCUGAUCUUGUAGAGGUCAUCGGUGAUCUUUAGUAGAGUUGUCUCAGUGCUGUGGAACUUCCAGUACACCGACUGCAAUAGUUUGAAUCUGCCUGUUGCAGCGACAUGGGGAAGUAACCACUUCGGACACAGGCACUCUAUGACCUGUUGAAAUCGUACUCAGGUUUGAGAUUGGGCAAUAGUUUGCAGGAUUACUGGCACAAGCCAGCUUUUUUCAGGAGUGGUUUUACCUGCGCCAUUUUGAACCGGUCUGGGAAACAGCCCUUACUGAACGAAAGAUUUGCCAAGUGGACAAUCGGCGGUACAAGCACUUCCAAGCAUGAUUUGAGAAGCGACGUGUGGAUGUUGCCGAGCGACGAUGUCUUAUUUGGCAGCCGUGCGAUAAACAUCGAUGACCUCUACCACCGAAGUUGGAGCCAGGGUCUCGAGUCUUGUGUUGCCUUCAAGUUAUAAAUUGCCGUCUUUGAUCACUUUUAUUGGCGAAGAACAUUGCAAGUACUGUGCAGAGACAUGGUUGCCUCGUUAAUGGGUGAUUGGAGUGCAGCAGACCCUUGACCUUGACGCUCCAGAGCACGGGAGUCAGAAGCCAACUCAUUGAUGCAAGAUAAUUAGUCGGUUGGCAGAUCUGCAGGCCGCCCUGUAAGCGGUUUGGGUAGUCUUGAAACUAGUUUUCGCCCAAAGACGCUUCAGCCUCCACGUCUGCUUAGCUAGUUUUACUGCACGCUUUCCCCAUUCUCUUUGUGCUUGUUCGAAUGGGCACGAGUUCAUCAAGAAGAGUAGUUCUGCAAAUGAAUUGACCGUCGAUGCAGCAUGUAGACACGUCGAUAAUGACCGGAUCUUGUGACGGAAUGCAUUGUGUUCUAGUCGUUUCUAGUCUCUAUGAUAUCAUUGUGAAUGGCGGGUGAAUAAUCGCUAAUGCCACUUUGCACGUCACAAGACUGGUCUGCGAUACGCACAUCUUCUAUAACAGCAUCAGUCACAGUUAUGGCAUCGGCAGAUGUGAUUUAGUAUAUUUCCUGUGCGCUGCUGACGUCUUGGGUUAAACUGUGACUGUCAAUAAUCUCGGCGAACGCACUAUUGAUUUUUUUUACCACAAGAAUUGACCACAUCUACAGCAAAACCCUUUGCGAGAUAUGUCAACAAUUGACGAAUUUUGGUCAGGUAUGGGUCGGCAUUUCCACAGCAGAUCAUAGCACAGUGGGUGCGGAACUCGAGUAGUUUCAACCGGAAAGUCCACCGAUCAGCACUCCCUUCUGCACGUUGGAUGCUGGGCCAAGUCUACUGAUGAGUCCCACCACAAUAUUGGUGACGUUUGGAUGAGAUAGAGUUGAUAUGUCGAUCCAGGCCAAGGGAAGUUCCAGGUAUGACCCCUCAUUCGCCAGGGAAGAGUGGAGGCAUUGCUUGACCACACCACGAGGGCAGGGCCCGGCCACAAACAGCUGGGCAGCAGAUGCUGCAACAUCUGCUAUCGCAAGGUGUUGUUGCCGCUGUCGCUAUUGUCCUUUCUGCUAGUGUUGCAGUUGCUGCUGCAGUUCUUGAUGCUAUUCUCGUUGCUGCUCUUGUUGCUUCUGUUAUAAUAAAAAUGCAAUUGAUAACGCGCGCAAAUCUGCGGACGUAACGGCCGCAAAUCCGCGGCGCCGAGCCAAGCUCAGUCGCUCGCAAGCGUGGUUGUAGAUGUGAGCUUUUAAGUGUCUCUUGAAGGAGACGAUUAAGGUGAUGCUUCGAAAUGUGCAGAGCACUUGCCUUCCAGACUGGGGCAGCCACCGAGAAGCGGCGCAUAGACGUCACCAUCCUGGAUCUUGGUAUCAAGAGGAGGUCUUGAGUCGCACUGCAAAGGCAUCUGCCGUGUGCUGCACUGCAAGUCGUCAAUAAUGAAGAGAGGUACGGGGGGGCAGGCAGAUGUGAAGGCGCGGUGGCAGAGGCAGGCGAUCCUGUAUGUGACCCUGCUGGCAAUAGGUAGCCAGUGGAGGGCACGGAGAGAGAGGCAAGUGAGUUGCGACGGAGAUGUGUGUCUUGGAAGUUUUUUUUUUUAGAAUGGUGUCGUCCACAUGAGGUGGUGCUUGACACCGAAGCUUGCGAUGAGGUGGCCAAAUGGGGAAGUGUAGGCCGUGAACAGCAAUGGACCGACUACGGAGCCCUGGGGGUCGCCGCACGACGCUUUUGUAUCAGCAGACGUGGACGAGCCCACCCUGGCUGAGGAUUGCCGAUCAGAAAGGUACGACAGUGUUCACUUGAGUGCUGAGCCACAUACACUGAAGUCGGAUUUCAGGAGGGAAGUAAGGAGCGAGUGGUUGACGGUGUCCAAGGCUGAUGAAAUGUCCAGACUUACAAUAGCAAGGAUGGAGCCUGAGUCAAUAAUCAUUCAAAUGUCAUCGAGCACUCUUUUGAGUGCUGUUUCUGCGGAGUAGUUUUGACGGUAAGCUGACUGGAAGGAGCAGUAGUUUGAGACGUGCUAGAAAUGUGGCAAGAUAGGGAAAUUAGUUCCAGAAGAGAAAGUGGCAUGCAAAGUGUUUGUAGAUAUUCGGCAAAAGGGAUUCCGCCGGGGUAGGACGUGUGCAGGAUGGAAGGAGGGCCGGAUACCGAGACAUGCAUUGGAGUGGUCUCCACAAUCCUAGCGACCAAGAGGAAGACCUAACAGCAGACGGGUACUGUUUGGGCAGAUCUUGGAGGUCGGUUGUCUACUGUGCAGCGGCUACGAGAUCUGACGAGGUGUGGUGCCAUCGGUGGCUUCGGGCAUGGUAAAACAUUGAUCAUGUUUUACAUUGACAUGUUUGAAUAUCCUUAUGAAAGUGCUGAAGGCUGUGCAACAGUUGUUCACUUUGUAAUACUGGAACCAUAAAUCAUGUAUACCCUAUGCACAAUGCAAAAUCAAAUGCCUUAAGACAAUGUUUAUACAAUUUUCUAAACUGCAGGAUGUUUAAUAGGGAUGUUUCACUUUAUAUUACAGUUAAACAUGUUGUUUGCAUGUUACUAUGUUUGAGAAAUAUUUGAGAUUUUAGAAUAUACAGUAUACUGUAAUGAUCUACCGUACAUGCUUGUAAGAAUUCACUCCAUCCCCCUCUCCCACCUCUAUUCUGCAAUCUCACGAUUAUGAUUCGGUGUAAUGAUUUUUUUUAUUUUGCAAAUGGGAAUAAAUGCAAUGAUUUUAGUCAACAUUGAACUGUAGUGUCACGGUUUGCACAACAACAUUGAAUUUUAAUACCCUCAUCACUGUGAAGUAGAAAAGUCUUUUCCACAAUGUAAUUCCUUCACAAGCCGUGCGAGCGAGGCGUAACUAAAAUAUGCGGUGCUCAGGCGGGCAAAGUCCCACAAUAUGGGACUGGCCUGGCACCUGUGAAGUGCUGUGUUAAAGUUGUGUGCUUCUACGUAAGGCAGAAAUGCUCCCGUGUUUAGUUAGCAAUAAUCUCAGAUCAGUCAACAUUCACUUCACAAAUAAAACAUGCUGAAAAUCCGAAUUUUCAUUUAUUUCUGCCAGUUGCUUGUGUUUGCAUGUACUGUACUGUACUUAUAAAGUCCCCCAGUCAAAUAAGAUAAUCUAAGUUUGUAUAAAACUUCGAACAAUAACAUUUACUCAUGCACUCUAUUCUUUGAGUUCAAUAUUUUGCCAAGAUAGAAAUUUGUUAAGCGAAAUGUGUUCGUACAAAAUCACAUUUUCUACAAAAAUUCGGAGUAUAUUGUUCAUAGACUUUAUUUCCAAAGGAUUGGGAGAGGCAUUACGGUAAACCUGCACGAAAUGGAAUAUCAAAUGAUCGUUUCAGAUAAGCAGGUUCACCGGUUCAAGCACCCAUUGCUGCUUGCCACUAAAAUUGGCCUGUGUGCCCUAAUUAAAAACUUGCUCUGGUCAAGGAAAAAAGGACGUCUGCAAAAUCUAUACACUAACCUUUUAGGUACAUGUUUUAAUCUGUGGUAUAUUUGUACCAAUGUGAAUAUAACCCUGAAUUAAAAACUCUGGCAACGUUUAUGAAAAUGGGAAA